AUGGCCGACGGUUCCGCUGCUGCGGCUAUGCUCCUCCCUAAACCAUGGUCUAUGGCAUCUAUGAGUCCCGAUGUUGAGUCUAUGGAGUUGGCCAAUCUUCCCGUUCGUCGUUGGUUAGAGAAGACUCCUGCUGCUGAAGCCCCGAAGAGGACUGUCGGUGAGUUCUAUGGUGCAAAGGUUGACCCCCGUACCAUUCUUGCCUUGCAUCAGUAA
Molecule: messenger RNA, 213 nt
Organism: Perkinsus marinus ATCC 50983
Lineage: Eukaryota; Perkinsozoa; Perkinsida; Perkinsidae
Exons: 3
Coding region: 1-213 (70 amino acids)
Source: RefSeq, a predicted model, not a curated record